Daldinia childiae is the source of this 2283-nucleotide messenger RNA. Its product is annotated as Homoaconitase, mitochondrial. Lineage: Eukaryota; Fungi; Ascomycota; Sordariomycetes; Xylariales; Hypoxylaceae. Bases 1 to 2283 code for a protein of 760 amino acids. The transcript is spliced from 13 exons. Gene Ontology annotation, molecular function: 4 iron, 4 sulfur cluster binding; homoaconitate hydratase activity. Gene Ontology annotation, biological process: L-lysine biosynthetic process. The record is from RefSeq and is a predicted model, not a curated record.
AUGGCUAUGUUUCGGAGAGUCAUCUCUCUCAAUGCCUCCGCCCUUGCGAUACGGCAGGCCAGAACCUCAAUCGCCCGCUCGCGAUUACUGUCGAUACCUGUUACUCGGUUCCGUACUUAUUCCUCGACUAGUCCCCGACGGCAACAGGCCUUCCAGUCGCAAAUUGAUAGCACCCUCAAUUCUUCCACCCUCCAGUCCUCUCUGAACUCCACCGCACCGACCAACCCACAGACACUUACCGAGAAGAUUGUACAACUUCACGCAGAUGGCCUCCGUGAAGGAAGAAAAGUCAGAGCUGGAGAUUAUAUUACGCUGCGGCCUCACAAGAGCAUGACCCACGAUAACUCCUGGCCUGUAAUUACCAAGUAUAUGGAAAUGGGCGCCACCAGGGUCAACGAUAAUCGCCAGGUUGUCAUGACACUUGACCAUGAUGUACAGAACGACUCCGAACAAAAUUUACGCAAAUACCGCCUAAUCGAGGAGUUCGCCAAAAAGCAGGGCAUAGAUUUUUAUCCCGCUAAACACGGGAUCGGACACCAAAUUAUGAUUGAAGAAGGCUACGCCUGGCCAGGAACCGUCGCCGUUGCUAGCGACAGUCACUCCAACAUGUACGGCGGUAUCUCGUGUCUUGGCACGGCCAUCGUCCGCUCAGACGCCGCAAGUGUCCUGGCGACCUCUACAGUAUUCUGGCAGGUUCCACCGAUUGCGAAAAUCACAUUCACGGGCGUCCUACCUCCGGGAGUCACGGGAAAAGACACGAUUAUUGCCCUAUGUGCUAUGCUCAAAUCUGAUGUGCUUAACAUGUGCGUAGAGUUCACCGGAUCUAAGCAGACUCUAGCAAGCAUCCCCAUUUCCGAACGCUUGACAAUCGCCAACAUGACAACCGAAUGGGGAGCACUAUCAGGACUCUUCCCUAUGGACGAUAUGCUUAUCUCAUGGUACCGCGCCAGAGCCACAAUCGCAGCUAUGUCUGAUAGUCCCACUAAGGAUCGUAUAAAUCACAAGCGGAUUGAUGAGCUUUUGGAAAACCCUCUAGUUGCUGACCCUGGUGCUACAUAUGCCAAGGAAUUUUAUCUUAACCUAUCCACCCUUUCGCCCUUCGUUGCUGGUCCCAACUCUGUCAAAGUUGCUACCCCUGUUAAGAAGCUUGAGGCUCAGGAUAUUGCUAUAGAUAAGGCAUAUCUUUUGAGUUGCACUAACGGCAGGAGUACGGAUUUUGCUGCUGCUGCUCGUGUCUUCCGCGAGGCCGGCAAAGAUGGCAAGCCUGCUAAGAUGGCGGAAGAAGCCGGGGACUGGCAGAUCCUUGAACAGUCUGGAGCUGAGUUACUCCCGGCCGGGUGUGGCCCUUGUAUAGGCUUAGGCCGUGGCUUACUUAACGAUGGCGAGGUAGGCAUAUCGGCGAGUAACAGAAACUAUAAAGGGCGCAUGGGUGACCCCAAGGCACUAUGUUAUCUCGCCAGCCCUGAGGUAGUCGCAGCCAGUGCCAUUCAGGGUAAGAUUGCUAGCCCUGGAUGGUACCUGAAGCCCGAAGGUGUUGAGAAGGUUAUCUUUGGUGAAGGGACCGGUGACUUUGUUGCCGACAAAGCUCGCUCCAUUGGAGAUGCUUUUGACCAAAUCAUUGGUGAGAUGGAGAACAUGAUUGGCGCUGCUGAAGGAGCCUCUGAGGAAUCAGCCAGCCCAGUGGCCACCGAAGACGAGACUUUGACAGACGUCCUCCCGGGCUUCCCCGAAAGGAUUGAGGGCGAGAUUGUUUUCUGCGACAAUGACAACAUCAAUACCGACGGUAUCUACCCCGGACGUUAUACCUACCAAGAUGGCCUGACCACAGAGCAAAUGGCCGAGGUCUGCAUGGAGAACUAUGAUACUGAGUUCCGCAAGGUUGUUAAACCAAAUGAUGUGCUGGUGACCGGAUUCAACUUUGGUUGCGGUUCUUCUCGUGAACAGGCUGCCACUUCUAUCCUAGCCAAUAAGAUCCCUCUCGUCGUUGCUGGUAGCUUCGGUAACAUCUUCAGCCGCAACAGCAUCAACAACGCUCUUCUUGGAAUUGAAAUCCCGAAACUGGUCGAGCGGCUUCGUGAAGCGUACAAGGACGACGCGGAGAAGCCCUUGACUCGCCGUACAGGCUGGAAGCUACUUUGGGACGUUCGUCGCUCCAAAGUUGUCAUCACAGAGCAGGAUGGCACCUCCUGGGAGCAAAAGGUUGGUGAGAUGCCUCCCAGCGUUCAAGAAAUCGUCGCCAAGGGAGGUGUGGUAAAGUGGGUGCAAUCUAAGAUGCAGGGUUAA